AUGAAAGUGACCGUGUGCUUCGGCAGGACCGGCAUCGUGGUGCCCUGCAAGGAGGGCCAGCUAUGUGUCCGAGAGCUCACGCAGCAGGCCCUGCAGCGAUACCUGAAAACCCGAGAGAAGGAUCCUGGUUACUGGGUGAAGAUCCAUCACUUAGAAUACACAGAUGGCGGAAUCCUGGAUCCAGAUGAUAUCUUGGCAGAUGUAGUUGAAGACAAAGAUAAGCUGAUUGCUGUGUUUGACGAACAAGAACCACUUCACAAGAUUGAGAGCCCCAGUGGAAACCUGGCAGAUCAGCAGAGCCCAGAUGCGUUUCAGAAGGAAGUCACUGCCCAACUGGCUUCAUUUAAACCCAUUGGUGGGGAAAUAGAAGUAACUCCUUUUGCUCUGAAGUCAGGCAGUCCACUGUCCGUGCGCAGAAGCAGUGACCCAGUACCUGACCCACCUGCUUAUAUCCAGCCAAGCACUUCACACCCCAGUGGCCAGAGUUUAAAACCUGCUGUUCCUGAUUCUUCAAAGAACAUAGAGGACGGAGAAGUUAUGAAUGGUGUACAGACAGAACUUCUGACAUCACCGAAAAUUAAGGAUGCAAUAAGUGAUUUGACAAGAACAGUGGAGAUUUCUGGGGAAGGAGGUCCCUUAGGGAUACAUGUAGUGCCUUUCUUUUCAUCUCUGAGUGGAAGGAUUCUGGGACUUUUCAUUCGUGGCAUUGAAGAAAACAGCAGGUCCAAGAGGGAGGGGCUGUUUCAUGAAAAUGAAUGUAUUGUCAAAAUCAACAACCUGGACCUCCUGGACAAAGCCUUUACUCAGGCUCAAGAUGUCUUUCGUCAGGCGAUGAAAUCCCCAAGUAUGCUUCUCCAUGUACUUCCACCCCCAAACCGUGAAGAGUAUGAAAAAUCUGUCAUUGGACCUCUUAACAUUUUUAGUAAUAGUGACGGCAUUUUGAGAACAAAAGUACCGCCUCCUGUCCAUGGAAAAUCAGGACUAGAUACAGUAAAUCUGAAAGGAGCAAGUAGUCCUGAGGCAGAUGCAUCAAAUGCCUUGCAACAAAGCAAGAGCCCCCGAAUACCAAGACAAGGACGACAUCCACCCUCUCCCUCACUCUCCCCUCUCAUGGGGCUUGGCAGCAAGAAAAAUGCAAAGAAAAUUAAGAUUGACCUAAAGAAAGGUCCCGAAGGACUUGGUUUCACUGUGGUUACGAGAGAUUCUUCCAUACAUGGCCCUGGUCCCAUUUUUGUGAAAAACAUUUUACCAAAGGGAGCAGCCAUAAAAGAUGGUCGACUGCAAUCAGGGGACAGAAUUUUGGAGGUGAAUGGCAGAGAUGUCACGGGACGAACGCAGGAGGAGCUUGUAUCCAUGCUGAGGAGCACCAAGCAGGGAGAAACAGCAUCACUGGUCAUUGCCCGCCAACAAGGAAGUUGUCUUCCCCGAGAACUGGACGGUCGUCUGCGAGUGAAUGACCAGCUGAUUGCAGUUAAUGGAGAGUCUCUUUUGGGAAAGUCCAACCAUGAAGCAAUGGAAACGCUUAGGCGAUCCAUGUCCAUGGAAGGAAACAUACGAGGGAUGAUCCAGUUGGUGAUUCUGAGGAGGCCAGAGAGACCAGUGGAGGAGCCGCAAGACUGUGGGGCAUUUUCCAAGCCAUGCUUUGGGAACUGUCAAAACACUGUAACUACAACCAGGAGAAAUGGUACUAGCACACCCCAUCCGUUUGGCACUUACAGUUCACAAGACAAAUGGAGAGAGCUGUUGCCUCCCAGUGAUGGAUGGACAGAGAGUGAAGUACCACCUUCACCACCACCACAUCCUGGUCUGGAAUUGGGCCUUGAAGAUUAUAGCCACAGCUCUGGAGUGGAUUCAGCAGUAUAUUUUCCAGAUCAGCACAUCAACUUCAGAUCUGUGACACCGGCCAAGCAGCCUGAAUCAAUUAAUCUGAAAGCCUCGAAGAGCAUGGACCUUGUGCCAGAUGAAAGCAAUGUCUAUUCAUUGGCAGGACAAAAGUCAGAAUCCCCAGGCAAAGAAUUUGGCCCAACUCUUGGCUUGAAAAAAUCCAGUUCCUUGGAGAGCUUGCAGACAGCCGUUGCUGAGGUCAGAAAGAAUGAGCUUCCCUUCCACAGGCCUCGUCCACACAUGGUCCGAGGCCGUGGCUGUAACGAGAGCUUCCGAGCCGCCAUUGACAAAUCCUAUGAUGGGCCCGAAGAAUUUGAAGCUGAUGGUCUAUCUGAUAAGAGCUCUCACUCUGGCCAAGGAGCUCUGAACUGUGAUUCUGCUGCCCAGGGAAACUCAGAACUAGAGGACCUGGAAAAUAAAGCCAGAAAAAUUAAAAAAACAAAAGAGAAGGAAAAGAAAAAGGAAAAGGGCAAGAUGAAAGUCAAGGAGAAAAAACGAAAAGAGGAAAACGAAGAUCCUGAAAGGAAAAUAAAGAAGAAGGGAUUUGGUGCCAUGCUGAGAUUUAGAAAGAAGAAAGAAGAGAAGGAUGGAAAGGAGGAGCAGAAAGGUACUCUAAAGCAUAGUGCUCUAAGAGAAGAGGAGUUGGAAAGAAUGAAGGAAGAACGCGAAAGGAUUGGAGCAAAACAUCAGGAGCUAAGAGAAAAGCAGGCAAAAGGUCUCAUGGAUUAUACUACCACUACAAUUGGAUCAGCACAUGAUAUGGAUGAUGAUGAAAUGGACCCCAAUUAUGCCAGAGUGAACCAUUUCCGGGAGCCAUGUACAUCAGCAAGUGUCUAUAGGUCUCCAUCGCCACCUCGUCCUGUACCACUUGGUUACCCACGGGACAGCCGUCCAUUGUCUCCGGAGAUGGACCACUUAGAGGGUCUCUAUGCCAAGGUCAACAAGCCCUAUCAUCCACCGGCUCCAGUUGACAGCAGCCGCACCACAAGUGGAAGUUCUGAUCGUAUCCAGAAGUUACGGAAGGAGUAUUACCAGGCUCGAAGGGAAGGUUUUCCUUUAUAUGAAGAAGACCACGAAGGAAGAUUAAGGCCUUCUGAGUAUGACCUUCACUGGGUGUCUGGAAAGGGUCCAGAUGGGAGUGCACACAACCUCCGCUUUGAGGGGAUGGAGAGACAGUACGCAUCCUUACCCAGGGGAGGACCUGUGGAUCCUGUAGACUAUAUGACAGCUGGACCUCGAGGACUCUACAAGGAAAGGGAACUUCCAUAUUACCCAGGGGUUCAUCCUGUGCAUCCCCCCAAAGGGAGCUAUCCUUGUCCUCCAGAUUUGAGGGUCGCAGGUCUCCGGUAUCCUCAGUACUGCCCACCCCCACCAGCACCCCAGCACAAAGGACCGUUCCGACAAGAUGUUCCACCUUCUCCUCCACAACACCACAGAGCACCAGCCUACCAGGAAAUGAGCAGACCAGGGCCCCGUGGGGGCAGCCCAGACCAGUACACCUAUCGAACCCAGGAUCCCCGGCAGAAAAACCCCAUGACUGCAGCUGUAUAG
Chrysochloris asiatica (Cape golden mole) is the source of this 3435-nucleotide messenger RNA. RefSeq names its product par-3 family cell polarity regulator beta (gene PARD3B). The coding region runs from base 1 to 3435 and encodes 1144 amino acids. Lineage: Eukaryota; Metazoa; Chordata; Mammalia; Afrosoricida; Chrysochloridae. The record is from RefSeq and is a predicted model, not a curated record. Gene Ontology annotation, molecular function: protein binding; phosphatidylinositol binding. Gene Ontology annotation, biological process: microtubule cytoskeleton organization; intracellular protein localization; establishment of cell polarity. The transcript has 22 exons. Gene Ontology annotation, cellular component: apical junction complex; adherens junction; cell cortex.